CGAAUCGAAUCUGCAUUCUGCAGCAACUGUUUCUUGAAGCUAUUCAGAACGGAACCAUGGAAGGCUUCUACAGGUUGGUCUCUUAUUUCCAGACCCAAUCGGAACCCGCCUACUGCGGCCUUGCAAGCUUAUCCAUGGUCUUAAAUGCUCUUGCCAUUGAUCCUGGUCGCAAAUGGAAAGGUCCUUGGAGAUGGUUUGAUGAAUCUAUGUUAGACUGUUGUGAGCCUCUUGAAAAGGUCAAAGUUAAAGGCAUCUCCUUUGGGAAGCUCGUGUGCUUGGCUCAUUGUGCUGGAGCAAAAGUUGAAGCCUUUCAUGCUAGCCAGAGCAGCAUCGAUGCUUUCCGUGAAUAUGUCAUGAAUUGUUCAGCUUCUGAUGAAUGUCAUGUCAUCUCUUCGUACCACAGGGCUGCUCUCAAACAAACUGGAACUGGUCAUUUUUCACCUAUUGGAGGCUAUCAUGCUGGGAAGGACAUGGCGCUUAUUUUGGAUGUUGCACGAUUUAAGUAUCCCCCUCAUUGGGUUCCACUUUCACUUCUUUGGGAAGGCAUGAACUAUGUUGACGAAUCCACUGGACAAACUAGGGGGUUCAUGCUUAUAUCAAGGCCACAUAGGGAACCUGGCAUGCUUUAUACUCUGAGCUGCAAACAUGAGAGUUGGAUUAGUAUUGCAAAAUUCCUAAUGGAUGAUGUUCCUCUUCUAUUAAAAUCAGAGGAUGUGAAAGACAUUCAAAUGGUUCUUUCAAUAAUAGUCACAUCACUUCCAUCUAAAUUUGAGGAAUUUAUCAAAUGGAUUGCGGAGAUCAGGAGGCGAGAAGAUGGUGGUCCAAGUUUAAGCCCAGAGGAGAAAGCAAGGCUUGGUGUUAAGGAAGAGGUAUUGAAACAAGUGCAGGAGACAGGGCUUUUCAAACAUGUGAUUCGCUUUAUGUCAACUUCUUGCAGCAUACAUUCACCCACUUCAGGUGAUGGAGACACCUUACCUGACAUUGCUGCAAAUGUUUGUUGCCAAGGAGCAGAAAUUUUAGGUGGGAAAAUUAGCUCAUCGGCGGAGUAUUGCUGUCAUGAAACAUGCUUGAAAUGCUGCAAAGCUGAAGAUGAAAAACCAGUAACAAUGGUUUGUGGGACUGUGGUAAAUGGCAACAGUGAGCAAGGGGUUGAUGUGCUGAUUCCUUCUACUAGAAAAUCAUGUUGCACUUGCUCUAGCCUAAGUAAUUCCAUUAGGAUGCACCCAGCUAGCACAGAUGUGCUAACUGUGCUUUUACUGUCCUUACCAUCUACGACAUGGUCUGAUAUCAAAGAUGAGCGGCUCUUGAGGGAAAUAAAUAGCCUGGUUUCAGUUGAAAAUCUUCCUACUUUGCUUCAAGAAGAGGUUCUGCACUUAAGACGUCAGCUACAUCUUCUGAAGAAAUGUCAAGAGGAUAAGGUAGAUGAGGAUCUCCAUGCGCCUUUCUCUUAGAUUCUCUCUCAUUUCGGUCAUCCUGGUCAACCCACGUUGAAUAGUAUAGAAUUACUGAAAUUGGUGACUAUCCGCUGAAGAAAUUUUGGUACAUAAUUGCAAUUGCAGCAGGUUUUUAUUUUUUAAAUUGUUUUGUAGGACAUGCUAGUGCUACUGAAGACGCUAGAGCAUUUAGUAAUUUACAACUUAGCUGUGAUUUUUUUUCGAUAUUUUAACUAUUCAUACAAAUUUCAAGGAAGAGAAAUCAUCCGGUGAUAGAUUUUGUUGAACGAUUAUAGGAGAUCCAUUUUUGUAUAUUCUAAUAUUCAUUGGUUGUCAAAUUACAUUGUUAUAGCAAGUAGCUAUUCUAUUCAGAAUAUGUUUACCAUUUCACA
Arachis duranensis is the source of this 1825-nucleotide messenger RNA. RefSeq names its product glutathione gamma-glutamylcysteinyltransferase 1. Bases 57 to 1451 code for a protein of 464 amino acids. Gene Ontology annotation, molecular function: glutathione gamma-glutamylcysteinyltransferase activity; metal ion binding. Gene Ontology annotation, biological process: cellular detoxification of cadmium ion; phytochelatin biosynthetic process; detoxification of copper ion. The record is from RefSeq and is a predicted model, not a curated record. The transcript has 7 exons. NCBI's taxonomy places the organism in Eukaryota, Viridiplantae, Streptophyta, Magnoliopsida, Fabales, Fabaceae.